Molecule: messenger RNA, 243 nt
Organism: Prunus armeniaca (apricot)
Lineage: Eukaryota; Viridiplantae; Streptophyta; Magnoliopsida; Rosales; Rosaceae
Source: the annotation of a GenBank genome assembly
AUGAUCUGCGGCUGGAAGCAGAUCGGAUUGGUGGAGUUGAGUGUGGAUUUGUGGUGGCGGGUAUGGCUAGGGGCGAAAGGGGCAGGUGGGGUGGGACUGUUUACAAAGUUGUGGGGUGUGCGAUCAGAUUUGGACAUGGAGGAGGAUAAAUCAAGGUGGCGAUAUGUGGAGGAAAUGGUGGCCACGGGUUGGGGGUGGCAGUUGGCGAUGGGGAAGGGUUGGGUUGGGUUGUGGUGGGAGUGA